AUGCUCAUUGAGAGAAUUUGUGCUUUAGAACUCUUGCCAGUGAAGAUUGAAGAGUGUGAGGGUGAUCAGUGUUUGAAUCUUUUGUCGGAUUGUGUUUGGCGUCGGACGAGAAGACAAAAACAAGGAGAUGUAGAUGAUUACUCAUCGGAUUCUCUUCGUGUUUACAUUGAUGAUUUGGCUAAUCUCGAUGAAAUGAAGAAGAUCGUGCAAAAAGUGAACAAUAGAGAUGAAGAAGACGAUAGCCGCAAGACGAUCAAUAUUCCACUUCAAAAUAUAAUUGAUGAUUCACGAGUUCUUAGCGAAUUUCGCCAACACUCAUCAGAUAUUCUUGCAUUUCUCAGUCAACCGAAUGUACAAUCCUACUUGAAUCAAUAUGGCGAACAAGAUACCGGUCGAAAAUUACUUUCCAUCGCCGCUGAAACCGGCUGGUAUGAAGGUGUUGUUUUUCUCCUCAACAGACAUGUGAACAUCAACGAAACUGAUCGAGAAAAUCGAACAGCGCUAAUAGAUUGUCUUACAUCAGCAAAUGUCGAUAUUCUUCUUACACUUGUUCAAAAUCAUCAAUGUAAUUUGAAUGUGCAAACAUUAACAGGCCAUACUGCUGCUCACUAUACUGUUAUGAUGAAUAAAAUAUCAUUCUUCGACGUGUUAGUCAAGUCCGGUGCUCGUCUCGAUCUUCGUAAUGAUAAAGGUGAAAAUGUUCUACACCACAUCAUCGAAUAUGAACGCAAAGAAUGUUGGAGAAGUGUUAAAUCUUUCCAUCGAUAUCACUCAUACGGUCAAAUUUACCUGAGCUAUCUGAUCAACUCCAAAACCCAUGAAAACAAAACAUGUCUCAUGCUAGCAUUCGAACAUCGGCCUCGUAUUCAUUUCUUCAAAGAACUCUUGCCAUACAUCAAUCGUACAUCGGCUAAUCUUGAAUACUACCGCUCCUGGUCGAAAGCCUAUGAACUUUUAAAAAAAUUUAUUCUGAUAAGAUAA
Molecule: messenger RNA, 981 nt
Organism: Adineta ricciae
Lineage: Eukaryota; Metazoa; Rotifera; Eurotatoria; Adinetida; Adinetidae
Source: the annotation of a GenBank genome assembly